Dinoponera quadriceps is the source of this 187-nucleotide messenger RNA. RefSeq lists its product as uncharacterized. The transcript has 2 exons. The record is from RefSeq and is a predicted model, not a curated record. The annotation marks the transcript as partial. NCBI's taxonomy places the organism in Eukaryota, Metazoa, Arthropoda, Insecta, Hymenoptera, Formicidae.
AUACGAGAUGGGGUGGUACGUAGCUCCCUUACAAAUGCAGAAGAUGUUACUUUUUAUGCUGCAAAGAGGCAGUAAGCCUUAUUAUUUGCGUCUCGGUAGUCUCUUUGUGGGAUCUUUGGAAGGUUUUUCAUCGCUAAUGAGCGCCACGAUAUCUUACUUCACCGUCAUUUAUUCAACACGACAAUAG